Molecule: messenger RNA, 5330 nt
Organism: Xenopus laevis (African clawed frog)
Lineage: Eukaryota; Metazoa; Chordata; Amphibia; Anura; Pipidae
Gene: kcnv1.L
Product: potassium channel, voltage gated modifier subfamily V, member 1 L homeolog
Exons: 2
Coding region: 462-1985 (507 amino acids)
Biological process (GO): protein homooligomerization; monoatomic ion transport; potassium ion transport
Cellular component (GO): membrane; plasma membrane; voltage-gated potassium channel complex
Molecular function (GO): monoatomic ion channel activity; voltage-gated potassium channel activity
Source: RefSeq, a predicted model, not a curated record
UUUGUGCGAACUGGACACUGUAAUGAGGGGCGUGUCCACAAAAAAGGGGCGUGGUCAUAGAUUUCCUGCGCUCCUCUUUCUAAAAAUGUUGGGAAGAAAGCUUAAAGUGCUUUUCAAAGUCCCUCUUAUUUUAAAGAGAGGGGUGUGGGCAACAUUGGAGAGUGCCCCUCCAGUUGCAGCGAUUUGCAUGACAAAGACAGAGCAGACAGUCGUUCCUUGGCGACACCGGAGUCGCUGGUGUUCCAGUCCAUAAGCCGCACGUGUCGCUGUCUGCUGUGACGGUGCUGAAAGCUCUCAUGCGAUUAUUCAUCAUCAGAACAGACGGAGACAGCGAUUCCUCCGUGUCGGGGCAACUUUCCUCCGCUCUCCCCAGCGACAGCGGCUCCUGGCAAUGAAUUGGUGUAUGUAUUUAAAGGCUACAAUUAACUCUUCAUUGUAACUGAUCUGCCUUAAAUCUCCCAAUGCUGCCGCAUCUCUUCUGCGCGGAGAUCCCAGCUGCCAGCGAGGAAGGGGGUCUGGCAGUUGGGUCUCAAAGUGUCAUCAAAGUCUUCCCCUCCUGCUCUAUCCGCGAUAAUGAUAAUGAUUCCGACUCAGCUCUUUCCUUGGACUCCAGUGUGUUCUGCAGCGAGCACUGUCCGGCACCCCGGGAUCAUUUAACCAUCAACGUCGGGGGGAGGCGAUUUAUUCUGUCGCAGAAGGUCCUCUCCAACCACCCAGAGACGCGCUUGGGACGCUUGUCCUCCUCUGUUGGGCAGGAGGUGUAUGAUCUGUGUGAUGAUGCCAACUUAUUGGACAAUGAGUAUUUCUUUGACCGCAGCUCCCAAAUGUUUGAGUACAUCAUGAACUUCUACAAGACUGGGCACCUUCAUGUCAUGGAAGAGCUUUGUGCCGUGUCCUUCCUGCAGGAGAUCCAGUACUGGGGCAUUGAUGAGCUGAGCAUAGACCUUUGCUGUAGAGAGAGAUAUUAUAGGAAGAAGCUCAUGAGUGAGUCACUAGACAUAAAGAAAGAUGAAGAAGAUAUUGAGGCUGAAGAAGAAGACUUCUCUGGUGUGGUCUUGGAACAUUUCCGACAAACCUUAUGGGAUAUCUUGGAAAAACCUGGAUCUUCUGUGGCCGCCAAGACCUUUGGGAGCCUUUCUAUGACAUUCAUUGUCGUCUCCAUAGCCAACAUGGUGCUGAUCUCGUCCGAGGUGAACUCUAUAGACGCCCCUCUGCUCAACGCCCUGGAAUAUGUCUGCAUCACUUGGUUCACCCUGGAGUUGGCCCUGAGGUUCCUGUGUGUGCGAGACAAGUGCCGCUUCUUGAGGAGUGUGGUGAACAUCAUAGACAUGGUGGCCAUCUUACCCUUUUAUAUCACCCUCAUAGUGGAGAACUUGUAUGGGGAGAGCACAGAGCUAGAGAACGUGGGGAGAAUUGUGCAGAGUCUAAGGCUUCUGAGGUCCUUGAGGAUGCUGAAACUGGGAAGGCAUUCAACAGGGUUAAAGUCUUUAGGAAUGACAAUUGCUCAGUGCUACGAAGAAGUGGGCCUGUUGCUUCUCUUUCUUUCUGUGGGCAUCUCCAUAUUUUCUGCUCUGGAAUAUGCUGUGGAACACAAUGUCCCUGACACAACAUUCACAAGUGUACCUAAUGCCUGGUGGUGGGCAACAACUUCUAUGACUACAGUGGGAUUCGGAGAUAUCAGACCAGACACAACAUUUGGCAAAAUUGUGGCUUUUCUGUGCAUUUUGUCUGGAAUAUUAGUAUUAGCACUUCCUAUUGCAAUCAUUAAUGACCGCUUUGCGGCUUGCUAUUUUACUUUGAAAAUCAAGGAAGCGGCUCUCCGGCAACGGGAAGCUUUGAAAAAACUGAUGAAGAAUAUAUCGGCAGAAUCGGACACUAAUAUGAACUUGAGGGACAUCUACGCUAAAAGUGUCAUGGAAAUGCUGCGGCUAAAGGGUAGAGAGCGGGCGAGUACAAGGAGCAGCGGUGGAGAUGAAUUUUGGUGAACUCCCAAUGAUUCUCAGAAGAUGUAAGGAGAAAAAUUAGGUGACACUAAUUCCAAAAUGUAAAAGGGACUUUAUAAUGUGCUGAUUGUGAUUUUCUUACCACAUUUUUUAACAAAAAAUAAUGUUUUUAAUUAUUGGCAGCAGGUCCGAACUGGAAGAAAAAUGGGAAAAAACCUGGUGGCAUUGGCUCCCUUGGUCCUGCUGAUCCAAUCAAGCCUGAGACCUCGGGUACUGCCUCCUGAUCUCUACAAUGGUUGCUGUAUCACCUCAUCAGGCUUCCCCAGCUCAGUGGGUUCAAUACAGUCCACUCCCAGUCGGGUCAGACUGAACCAAAGGGACCCCAGGAAAAAAACGCUGUGCUGUAACUAUUGUGGGUCCCACUGAUUCAGACAAGCCUGAGAACCUGGGUACUGCCUCUUGACCUUCACCCCGAUUAUGGGUGCAAAGGAGGGGGUGUGUUGCUUCGGGUGGACCUCAUAGCUGGGGCGAGGGGCUCUGGGAGGGUGUUGUGGGCCCUUAGUGGUGGCAGCCCCUAAGAGCCCUGUACCCCCCAGUCUGGCAGUGAGUAUUUUAAGCAUGUUUAUUAUAUUUGAGGGCCUCCAUGACAAAUGUAACACUUGAUUGGUUCAAAAACUGGGCAGGUUACAGGCCGAAAAUGUUUAUUUCUAUAUAAGGGCCACCCCCUAAAGCAGCUGUCCUAGGCACCGGUUCCUAUUUGGUAAAUACAGCCCUGUGAGCUUGAUACUCAUUUUAAGAAGGAAAAAAUGCCAUUCCUCACUUUACCUUUCCCAUAUGUUCUUAGGAGCAGCAAUCAGAUUCACUGGGGGUGGUUUCUAACAUAUGAGCACCUGGUUGGCAGGCCCCCCGCAGAAAAACUUACAUAGGGGCCAGCAUGUACACCAAAUCUUUGACCUCCCCACCUAACCCCUUGUGCUCAAAUUUUAGCAGACAGAAGUGGCUGCAGAGGGGAAAUUUAUAUGCAGCCCUCUGUCCUUCUGGCUCCCCCACGACCACAUGAUCUGCUGCCACUGUUGCCACCCCCUUGUGAAUCCAGGUUAAUAUUAUCUUUAAAUACAGUCAUGGAAGCGCCAAUCUGUAAUAAACAUGCAUAGAAUAAAUAUACAAAACCACUAGCCUGAGAGUAUUAACAUACAAUUAACUGAAGUUCAAACAGGGAUGUUGUACAAAAUAUUUAUACACAAUCAAUACAUGAUUGAAAACAAGAAUUUGAAUAUUCUUACUUUACAUGUUGUAUAAGUACGCCUUGCUUUCCUUCAUGUCUUUGUGACUAGUUUGGCUUAUUUAUUAUGUAUUGUGCAUUAAAUACAACGCUACAUACACACAUCACAGCUUAUGUAACAUUACGUGAUUUGCCCUUAAUUAAAUACAAAAUAUGAGUCACCGCAUUGAGGCUGAAGUACAGCAGGAAGUUCUAUUUGGUGAUAAAUUCCCCAUCAAAAUAUAACUGACAGAUGGUGUAUGUUGUUUUCAGAAGAUCUUUGGUCUUUUCUUUGCUUUUACUUUGUGGAAAUGUCACCUGAUAAGGUUACAACUGCUCUGUGCUUGGUUAUUAGAUCCUGGUGUAUGUGCGAUCUGUUUAAGGUUCUUACUGGAAAUUAUACAGAGUAAAUUAAAUCACAUGUGAACAAACACUUUCUUGAUGUACAGUAUAUUAUAGCAUCAUUUUUGGUAGUCUCUGUGUAUUACGAUGUAAAACUCUGAAAAUACAUUUUUGUCCUAAAUAUUAACAAAAAUGGUACAAAAAAUGUAAGGGGAACAUGUUCAUCCACAAGUGCCGUGCAUGAAGUGCAAUUUUGAGCGCAAUCACCGUGUCUUUUCCCACAAAGCAGCAUCUACCCCCAGAAUUUCAGAAUCAUUGUGGUUGCACAGAUUUACCACAACUAUAUAGAAGUGCAAGGAGCACAUUUUAACACAUGGACCUAUGAAAAAACAUAAGCAGUGUGCCUUCUGUCAUUAUGCUUCUAGAAGACCAUUAGGCUACUACCAAAGUAGAAGUUUGCUAUUACUACAUGAAAUUGGACCAGGUAUAGCUUACUCAUAUAAGUGUUGCCUGAAAAUGUGGACUGUUGCAUUUUUAGGAGACAUUUGUGUAGGCAAAUGAAGUUACCUCCAUGGAAACCCAUAGGUGACAAUACUAGCUUAACUGUCAACUAUGUUUCUCUGGGAUAUAAGCUAUGACUUGAUGACAUAAAACUUUAGAUGGCAGUUUGGCUGUCAAACUAAAAAUGUUAUCUGCUGAUGACCUUCUUGAUGCAUGGAUAGGGCAUCAACAGCUGUGGAAGUAUGAGGAGCCAUAGUACAACUUCACUUAUUAUCAGAUCCUCAUGUCAGAUCACACACAAUUCAGACCACAAGGCAUCAUACCAUCACCUGCUAGGGCUCUUAAGGUGGCCAUACACGGAUAUCGGCUGCACUCUUGAUACAAGGUCCAAAAAGAAGAUUCUUCCAUGUUCUAGAAGACUUUUAGGAAGUAGAAAUUUCAGUUUCAAGUGGUUAAUAUGAACUGGACCUCUAGGAUAGUUAACUGGGGUGUCUAGCCUAUAGUUUUUUAGAUCUAUCAAUAGCCCUGAAUAAUUUGAUCCCAAUACAGCACAACUUAGUUACAGAAACAUUGCACUGAAUAUCAAUAUAUUAGGGUUGCCAUGACAGACUUAAUUGUGCCACGACCACAUACUUAUAUCUUAUAUACUCACAUAGAUGGUUAAAUUAGAGUCAACAAUGUUCACUGAAAUUCAAUGACAUGUAAAUUCUAACAGAAAACUGAGUGACAUUAGUCCCAGUUCCACUAUAUAGAACACAGAAGACAGCAAGACAAGAAUAAUUUCCCCUCUGGAGUAUAUAACAUUUAUAUUACUCUAUUAUCUUCAAUGAAUUCUCCUCUGUGCUGUUCUUAAGAUGUCUGAUUCCUGAAUAAGAACGGAAAGAAGAGAAAAGUGAGAUAAAUGAGUGCUGGAGAAAAUAACACAUCAUUUAUUGUGAAUUCUAAUGCCUUGUAUUUCUUACUUUCCUUCCUGAUAAGCAGAUAUUCUAGAAUACGGCUGCAGAUCAGGCUUGUCAUCCAGAAUGUACAGCAAGCUCCAGUUAAUUAAAACCGAUAUAAACAUAUUAAAAAUGUCAUGCUCCAUUGAUUCCUUAAAGCAGCACCAAUUUUAAUGCUAUAAAUGUGUAAUUCAAGGUUUAUGAGUGGAAACCAACCCAUUCACUGGGAACCAUAUUUAUGGGUAAUCAUUUUUAACUCUUUUGGAAUUUCCAAAAUAAAAUGGGUAUGGGUAUUGGAAUCAUUGUUAUAUUUUAUAAGAUUUAAUAAAUGCUAUUUCACCUAAA